CAGAUUUUUCUUGCAUGUGUUGUGUGCGUAACAGGGCUGGACCCGGUUGCAUUGUGCGUGCUUCACAGCAGCUAGUCCUUACUGCAAUCAGGAGGGUGCUGACAAAAAUAAAUACUGCUGAGACUGAGCAGAAGUACUGGCAACUUUUUAUUUUUUCCUUCUUUUGAACUCCUCUUGUCUUUCCAUACAGAAGACAGCGCCCGUUUCGUUGAUAGAAAUCUGGAUGAAUACACGCGCGUUGUAGAACGACGGCAAAAGUGAGGCACAGCGAUGCGAGAGACCGCAGUUCCUGUCUUGCUGGCUUGCUGGUGGCUGUCCUCAAGCCACCUCGCUGCUGCGUCGUCUUUCCAGUGGGACUCGGAGAAUGCUUUGAACCACCUCCUGCUGGACCCCGCAACGGGGCACCUGUACGUGGGGGCGGUGAACCGCCUCUUCCACCUCUCGGGGAAUCUGGAGCUGCUCUCGUGGGGCGAGACGGGGCCGCGGAUGGACAGCCCGGACUGCCUGCCCCCAAUCAACCGGGAGUGCCAGCAAGCCACGGAGACCAGCAGCUAUAACAAGCUGCUCCUGCUGGGAGCUCCCAGGGAGGAGGGCAGCCUCAUAGUGUGCGGGACCGUCUUCCAAGGCAUCUGCGAGAAGCGCAGCCUGGGCAACGUGUCCGUGGUCCUGUACCGCACCCAGAGUCCCGUGGACAGCCAGUACGUGGCUGCCAACGACCCGCGGGUGACCACAGUGGGCGUGGUGGUGGCGGAGGAGGAGCUGGAGGAGCCGCUGCUGUUCGUGGGCCGCGGCUACACCAGCAAGGGCCCCGGUGGGGUGCCACCAAUCACCACGAGGCACCUGAGGGGCCACAACGCCUUCACCCACGAGGAGCUGGGCAAGCUGGUGGUGGGCAGCUACUCGGAGUACAACAACAACUUCGUGGCGGCCCUCCACGUCGGCCGCCACGUCUACUUCGUCUUCUUCCGGCGUGACCGCAGGGCCAAGCGGGAAUACCGCACUUACGUGUCCCGGAUGUGCGUCGGCGACCGCAGCUUCUACUCUUAUGUGGAAGUGCCACUCCGCUGCGCCGCGGGGGAGAAGGUCUACAAUCUGGCCCAGGCCACGUUUCUGUCCACUGCGGAGGAUGGCGAGGCCACGCUGUACGUGGUCAUGGCGGUCGGGCAGGCCUCCACGCCCGCCCCCACGCGGGACACGGCUCUGUGCGCGUUCCCCCUGGCGGAGCUCGACGGAGCGAUCGUGCACGCGCAGGAGCUGUGCUACGUGGCGGAGGGGCGGAGUGAGGGCGGGGCAGUGGAGGCUUACAUAGAGUACGAGGUGAACUCGCAGUGCACCAAACUCGCACCGGACUCUGUGAGUUUCUACCCCUGUGGGUAUGAACACACCCCCAGCCCCAUCGCCAGCUCGGUGCCCAUAGAGACGGCCCCCGCCAUCACCAUGGAAACCCAGCUCUCCGCCGUCGCCGCGACUACCCAGGCGGGCCAUACCAUCGUGCUGCUGGGGGACAGCCAGGGGCAACUCCACAAGGUUUUUCUCCAUUCUCGUUCGCAUGGAGAGGUGUACAGCAGCGAGACGGUGGAGCCUGGAUCUCCAGUCGGUGCUGAUCUGCUGUUCGAUAAUGCCAGAGAGCACGUCUACGUCAUGACAGCCUUCAAGGUGAGCAAGCUACCUGUGUCCUCGUGCAGCCGACACACGGACUGUGGCUCCUGCCUCUCUGCCCGUGACCCUCACUGUGGAUGGUGUGUCCUGCAGGGGAACUGCACACGGAAGGCGGAAUGCGAGCGUUUCGAACAGGCCAAUCACUGGCUGUGGAGCUAUCGUCGGGGGGAGGAGUGUGUCGCCGUGCAGAGGGUCAGCCCGGCCAAUCGGAGCCGAGAUGUGCCGACAGAGGUGUCUCUCGCAGUGCCCCGGCUGCCCAGCCUGGGCGAGGGGGAGUCGUUCUUCUGCGUGUUCGGAGCGCUGCCAGGCCAGCCGGCCGUCGUCACGGGAACCGAGGUCACCUGCCAAUCACCCCUGCCCGAGCAGGUCCCGCCCAGCGACCCGGGCAAAGACCACGUUGCGGUCAGGCUGUCGCUGAAGUUCAGUGGCGUUGUGGUGGCAGCCGUGGAAUUCAUCUUCUACGACUGCAGCGCCGUGUCGGAGCUCAGCGUCCGGGCACCGUGUCACAGGUGUGUUAGCAGUGACUGGGGGUGUAACUGGUGUCUCCUGGGUCAUUCCUGUACGCACCUGGAGAGCUGUCCUGCCCAUCUGAUCGUCUACAACCGCAAGAGCCUACAGCCAAUCAGAGGCCCCGAUUCUUGCCCGUACAUCACUGGUAUACUGGGAUCCCCACUGGUUCCAGUUGGCUUUGAGAAGCAGCUGAAACUGGUGGGUAAGAACCUGGAUUUGUUUGCGGAUGCAGCUCCAGAUUACCAGUGUGUGCUGGAGAUCGAAGAGGUCAGCCAGCUCCUCCCCGCUAAGCUGAAACGCAGCCCCCAGGACCCAGCAUCCUAUAACAUCACCUGCCAAGCCCAGGAGUAUCGCUACUCCGUCCCAGUCUCUGAAUACACCGUACCAGUAUACCUACAGAGAGGGCCUUCCCACCGCAUCGACAACCACCCUGACGUGAACGUGACCCUGUAUAACUGCUCUGUGGGCCAGUCCGACUGCAGCCUCUGCAAGGCUGGGGAGCCCCGGCACAGCUGCGUGUGGUGCGGAGGGGAGCAGCCUGGCUGUGUGUAUCGGGGGUCCUGUCGGGAUGAGGAGGUGGAGUCCUGUCCCGACCCCAUCGUUCACUCUAUCGAACCAGUGGCGGGGCCCCUGGAAGGAAACAUCGCCCUGACGAUCAUGGGCUCGAACCUGGGUCAGCGGUUUGAGGAGAUCGAGCUCACGGUGAGCGUGGCAGGGCUGAGCUGCACACCGGACCGGAACCAGUACCAGAUAUCUACCAGGAUAGUGUGCACCCUGAGCCCCAGCCCAGUGGACACCUCGGGACCGGUCCGGGUGAUUGUGGGGGACAGGGAGCCCGCUGUGUCCACACAGGUCUUCACUUACCAGAACCCAGAACUGACGUAUGUCUUGCCAGACAAAGGACCUGUAGCGGGCGGGACGUCCCUCAGCAUCCACGGGACCAAACUGAAGACGGGGCAGCCCAGUGAUGUCACCGCGUUCGUGGGUCAUGUGCCCUGUAAAAUUACGAAAAUGGAAGACUCUUUUUUGGUGUGUCUCACUGACCCGGCCAAUCGGACAGAAGCACUUCCUGUCAAGGUGCUGUUCGGCCAGGCAGAGAGGACGCUGGGAAACGUGGUUUUUCACUUCAAGGACAAUCCGGUUAUCGCUGAAACAAACGCGUCAAAGAGCUUCUAUGGUGGUGGGCGUGUCAUUCAGGUGAGCGGUCGGAACCUCGACGUUGUUCAGAACCCUCUCCUCCAGGUGUGGGCGGAGCCUUCGGAAGGUGGGCGGAGACUGAGGAGGGGGAUCGGCCAAUCCCACGAUGGGGAUCAAAGUAUCACUGAAAACAGCACUCUGAAAGAGUUUUCCCAGGUGUGUGAGGUUCUGUCCUCGGAGGUCAUGCAGUGUCCCUCUCCUCGGGUCCCGGCAGGAUGGGUGGUCUCGGGGGUGCUGUUCGUUUUGGAUAACCUCAGGGUCCCGUUCAACAGCGUGGGGAGGGGGGAGGUGUUCCUGUACCAGCCUGACCCCGUCUUCAAACACCUCAGCGAAGACGCAGAGCAGCCCUACCACUUCAAACCUGGCAGUGUGAUCAUGGUGGAGGGGAAGGGUCUGACCCUGGCGAUGACCCGGUCAGAGGUGUCGGCACGGGUCGGUGAUGGGGACUGUGUGAUGAAGACUCUGGACGAUGUGAACCUGUAUUGUGAACCACCCCCGACACAGCCGGCCUCGCUGCAGGGAGGGGGAGCCCUGCCGGAGUUCAUCGUGCAGAUGGGUGGACUCCAGUUCAACCUGGGCCGGGUGCAGUACGACUCUGCUGAGCCGUCUCUCUUCUCUCUCGGUGCUCAGCUGGGGCUGGCGGUGGGGGCUGUGCUGGUGGUUAUGGCCGUGCUGCUCAUCAUUCUCGUGUACAGGCGCAAGAGCAAGCAGGCGGUGAGGGACUACAAGAAGGUCCUGGUCCAGCUGAAGAACAUGGAGAUCGACGUGGGAGAGCAGUGCAGGCAGGAGUUCACUGACCUGAUGACUGAGAUGGACCUGACCAGUGAUCUGGGGGGCCCGGGGAUCCCCUAUCGGGAUUAUCGCUCGUACGCGGAGCGGGUCUUCUUCCCCGGGCAUCGCGAGUGCCCCCUGAGGAAGGGGCUGGACGUGCCCGAGUCACGCAGGCAGACCGUGGAGCAGGGGCUGGAACAGCUGGCCAAGCUGCUCAACAGCAAGGUGUUCCUCAUCAAGUUCGUCCACACAUUGGAGAUGCAGCCCGGCUUCUCUCAGCGUGAUCGUGGGUACGUAGCCUCCCUGCUCACCAUAGCGCUCCACGGGAAGAUGGAGUACCUCACUGACAUCAUGAAGACUCUGCUCGGGGACCUCGUGGAACAGUACAUGACAAAGAACCCCAAACUCAUGCUGCGCAGAACGGAGACCGUGGUUGAGAAGCUCCUUUCGAACUGGAUGUCCAUCUGUCUCUACUCCUUCCUCAGGGAUACCGCUGGAGAGCCGCUGUACAUGCUCUACCGAGCCAUCAAGUACCAGGUUGACAAGGGCCCGGUGGACGCGGUGAGUGGGAAGGCAAAGCGGACCCUCAAUGACAGCCACCUCCUGAGAGAGGCCCUAGAGUACCGCACGCUGACCCUGACGGUUGUGAUGAAGGGGAGGGGAGGGGAGGUCCAGCCAUGUCCGGUCCGAGUCCUGGACACAGACACGAUCACGCAGCUGAAGGAGAAGAUACUGGAUCAAAUCUACAAGGGGGUGCCCUUCUCCCAGAGACCCUCCGCAUCGAAGCUGGACCUGGAGUGGCGAUCGGGCGUGGCCGGUCACCUGACUCUCUCUGAUGAUGAUGUCACCGCUGUGGUUCAAGGAAGUUGGAAGAGAAUCAACACUCUGCAGCACUACAAGGUUCCUGAUGGCGCCACAAUCGCGCUGAUCCCCAGAAUGCACAGAGAUACCCAGCAAGGAUUAAGCCAAGCACAUCUGACCGGGGAAAAAACGGCCAUGCUGGAAGACGGCGAGGAGGGGGGUUUGAAGCUGUGGCACUUGGUCAAGUCCACUGAGGAGACGGAUGUUCCCAAGCACAGCAGAGGCAGCCAGCGAGAACGGGAGAGAACCAAAGCCGUGCCGGACAUAUUCCUCACCCGGCUGCUCUCCAUGAAGGGCACGCUGCAGAAGUUCGUGGACGAUGUUUUUCAAGCCAUUCUGAACACCAGCCGGCCCGUCCCCAUCGCGAUCAGGUACUUCUUUGACUUUCUGGAUGAGGUGGCGGAGAAACACGGGAUCGAAGACAAGGAGACCGUGCACAUCUGGAAAACAAACAGCGUGCCGCUGCGGUUUUGGGUGAACAUUCUGAAGAACCCGCAGUUCAUCCUGGACGUGCACGUGCCCAACAGCGUGGAUGCCGUCCUGUCCGUGAUCGCCCAGACCUUCAUCGACUCCUGCACCACCUCGGAGCACAAAGUGGGGGCGCGUGAGUGCAGAGAUUCCCCUGUUAAUAAGCUGCUAUAUGCAAGAGAGAUCCCACGAUACAAACAGCUUGUUGAGAAGUAUUACAGUGAUAUUCAAGAGACUGUGUCUGGAUGCUACCAGGAGAUGAACUCAAGUCUCACAGAGCUGUCUGGGAGCUUUGCUUCGGAGAUGAACAGCACAGUGGCCCUGCAUGAACUCUACAAAUACAUCAGCAAAUACUACAGUGAGAUCAUCAUGGCUUUGGAGGAGGACCCCACAGCACUUAAGAUGCAGCUAGCUUACCGACUUCAAAAAGUGUCUGCUUCUGUGGAGAAUAAAGUGACAGACUUGUGAUGAUCUUCAGGAGGAUCUGGCUCCGGUUUUAGCAGUGGAAACCAACCGUGUAGCAUCUGAGAGGACGGAACACAAGAAAAACGGUUUCGUCAGAGGGACCAGAGACUAGAUAAAACAGGAAUAUCCAGCAGAUUUUUUUUUUUUUCUUAAAUACAAAGCAGAGGUGAAACCUGGGUGGUUCUUUUUAAAACCCAGGCUGUUUGUUUGAUGGGGAAGCAAAAAAAAUCUGUGCCUGUCUCUUAUCUGCAGUAUUUUUUUUUAUGAUUUUAUGAAGUCAAUAUUCAUUCCACCAAACCAAAAAAACAUGUUUUUAAUCACACCCAACACAUUAUUCAGCAGGUUUCGUUCCACUUUCUGAAGCGCAGUUAAUUGUAUAUAUAAUGUUUAUAGGGUGAUGCAAAACUUUGGCAGAGCUGUACACAGAAAAGCAUUAGAAACCGAAACGGCUGUUCUUUCACUCUGAAUGUAAAUCAGCCCGACUGACACCAGGCACCUGAUUUCUGUGGAUAGUAAUGAAAGCUGAAUUUUCACAGGGACUCCGUGCACAUGCUUUUCCACAGCGUCAAAGAACUAUCCACUCAAACCACGUUUUAUAAAAAAACUAAACCUAUUUUUCAUGUUUGUUUUUUUUCUAAUUAAUAGAAUGCAUGUUCUGCACAUUUAAGUUGUCACUGAUUUUUUUUUCGUUCCAAAUGUACCCAAAAUUAAUUAAUUUGAGCAUAUUCAGCUUCUAAUAAGGAUAUAUGUAGGAGGCUGUGUGGUCCAGUGGUUAAAGAAAAGGGGCUUGUAACCAGGAGGUCCCCGGUUCAAAUCCCACCUCAGCCACUGACUCGUUGUGCGACCCUGAGCAAGUCACUUCACCUCCUUGUGCUCCGUCUUUCGGGUGAGACGUAGCUGUAAGUGACUCUGCAGCUGAUGCAUAGUUCACACACCCUAGUCUCUGUAAGUCGCCUUGGAUAGAGGCGUCUGCUAAAUAAACAAAUAAUAAUAAUAAUAAUAAGCACUUAAUUUGUCAUGAAUUUUAGGACCAGGGUUGUAGACGUUACCAAGAUUGGCUGAAGAGGUCCAUUCAACAACAACCUGUAUAUUGGUACAGAGUCUAUUUUUUAUAUAUUAAAACAAACAAUUUUAGUGCCUCGUAUUUUGUGCUAUUGUACAGGAGAGAUCAAUUGUUGUUGUUUGUCUCUGUAUAAAAUGUUUAUAUAUAUAUAUUAUAUAUAUAUAUAUAUAUAUAUAUAUAUAAUGUCUAUAAAAAUAAUUGUAUUUUUGCGUGUGUUCUUGUUUAUGUAUAUGAAUUUACUUUUUGUGUGUGUAUAUAUUUAAUUAAAAUGAGAAAUAAAGAAUUUCUAUCAGG
Molecule: messenger RNA, 7288 nt
Organism: Acipenser ruthenus (sterlet)
Lineage: Eukaryota; Metazoa; Chordata; Actinopteri; Acipenseriformes; Acipenseridae
Gene: plxnb3
Product: plexin B3
Biological process (GO): regulation of cell shape; regulation of GTPase activity; positive regulation of axonogenesis
Cellular component (GO): semaphorin receptor complex
Molecular function (GO): protein binding; semaphorin receptor activity
Source: RefSeq, a predicted model, not a curated record